Messenger RNA from Microthlaspi erraticum, 450 nucleotides. The record is from the annotation of a GenBank genome assembly. NCBI's taxonomy places the organism in Eukaryota, Viridiplantae, Streptophyta, Magnoliopsida, Brassicales, Brassicaceae.
AUGCACCGCAAACGAGGAAAUGGAUCCACGCCUUCCAUACCACCAGAGACCAAAGCCGGCCCUCGUCGACGAGGUGAAUAUCGACGAAUCGCGUCCGGAAAGGUGCGUUGGCAUCGGUGGCGACCUCGACGAAAAGAUAAAAGAGCAACUGGUCACAUUGCUCAAACAGAACGUGCACCUUUUCGCAUGGUCAAUGGCAGAUAUGAAAGGGAUCGACCCGGCAAUCACAUCCCACGAGCUAAACGUGGACUCUACUACAAACCCAUGAGACAGAAAAGACGCAAGCUCGGCGCCGAUAAAGCUCAAGCAGUCAAUGAAGAAGUGGAAAAGCUACUUAGAGCCGGAUCGAUCACUGAAGUAAAAUACCCCGAAUGGCUAGCAAAUCCAGUCGUCGUCAAAAAGAAGAAACGGAAAGUGGAGAGUCUGCGUCGAUUUCACAGACCUGAAUAA